Molecule: messenger RNA, 1390 nt
Organism: Schizosaccharomyces octosporus yFS286
Lineage: Eukaryota; Fungi; Ascomycota; Schizosaccharomycetes; Schizosaccharomycetales; Schizosaccharomycetaceae
Exons: 1
Coding region: 81-908 (275 amino acids)
Source: RefSeq, a predicted model, not a curated record
UAUCAUUGUAAGGAACUUCACCUACCGAUUUGUUAAACAGUUAAAAGAAGAUUGAAGAGUCAUUUCAGUUUCUUCCAAAAAUGAAGAGGUCAACGGAUAUUCCUCCGCCGGCCUAUUCUGAAAAACCGUUUAAGCCCUAUAGAGACAAUCCAGAUGAUGAUGAAAACGACUAUACACCUUUUGAACCUCCUUCUCCUGCUUCCUUUACAGGCAAGAAGACUACCGAAGUUGCAAGUGUUUCACUUCAUGAACAUGAUAAAAUUCGAUUUACAAAUUUUCCACCUCCUCUCUUAAGCGGUGCUGUAAUCUUGAUUCAGCAAUAUUGGCCCCGCGGGAUUCGAAGCCAGCGGUCGUAUGGCCCUUCACACGAAAUCAAAUUGUCUGGAGCUCCUUGGCUUGCAGAGGGUUACAGUAUAAUUCAUGUUCAACGUACGGUCAAAGAACUCAUUGCUUAUAUGGUCAGUAAUGACUGGAAACUUUAUGUACUGUGCAACGUUUCAGAAAAAAUGGGCUCAUUAGACAGUUGGUUUUUUUUACAUGUCCCAGGUCUUGCAGCGUCUACGCUUACGCCCCAAAAAGAAUGGUCAGUCAUUACAUUCGAAAACUCAGAUCGUAUACGCAUUAUCGAUGGCUCACAGCAACUUAUUUCAAUCAUUCAUAGUGCCUGCCUACAGCAUUGGUAUCGUGGUAUGAAAUCAUUCCGUCUAUAUCGCGGUACUGUGCCAGAGUGUAAACUUCGUGGAUUUCCGUGGGCUGCCAAUGGUACCGAAACUAUGUAUGUUCGUCUCUUCGUAGCGAAGCUGAUUGAGCUCCUAGAAUCUUCCGGAUACUCUAUCGUUGGCACGCUCAAUAUAUUCCGAACAGAAGACUACUCAUUUCCUGAUUCCUGGGUCCUUUUGCAUCCCUAAAUACGCUUGAUCACAGGUCUUUGACUGCCCUUACAAUUUGCGAACUAUAAUAAUUCCAGUUUCGAGCGAUCCAUCCUUCGUUGGUCCAGCUCUUAAGGAAAACUAUAGUCUAAAAGAUUGUUUUUCUAAUCCCUUGGGACGCUAAGUAAAUUAUCCACCCUUUACUUUGCCUCUCUUUCUCUUCCGUAUAUAUAUAUAUAUAUAUAUAUAGUCUUAUUCGGCAAGCAUAUGACAUAUGAUUUGACGAAAGUAUUAUUCCUCCUUCAUGUCCCAGCUCUCUUUCAUUCUUUCAUAGAAAUGAAUUCGCUUUUCCGUCAGUGUCAACGUACAUAACUUCAUAAUUUUUCGUCCUCAAAAUCUAAGUUUCAACGUUCUGCUACUACUAGCCUACCGUUACAGUAAUACUUACGGAUGAUAAAUCUAAUUAAUAGUUACUACAAACAUAAUUUUAAUACUCAAAAUGAAAGUGUGAUGCUCUAAAA